This is a messenger RNA of Dryobates pubescens (Downy woodpecker), 774 nucleotides long. It is a transcript of the gene MRPS18B, whose product is annotated as mitochondrial ribosomal protein S18B. Gene Ontology annotation, cellular component: ribosome; mitochondrion. Gene Ontology annotation, molecular function: structural constituent of ribosome. The coding region runs from base 1 to 774 and encodes 257 amino acids. NCBI's taxonomy places the organism in Eukaryota, Metazoa, Chordata, Aves, Piciformes, Picidae. Gene Ontology annotation, biological process: mitochondrial translation. The record is from RefSeq and is a predicted model, not a curated record. The transcript is spliced from 7 exons.
AUGGCGCUGGCCGGGGGGGUGGCGCUGCUGCGGCUCGCCGCCGGCGGCCUGCGGGGCCCCGGGAGUCUGCUGUGGGCCCAGCACAGCCGUGACGCCACCGCCACGCCCACGACGUCACUGCCUCCUCAGGCUCCCCUCCGCUUCUGCAGCAGACAGGAUGCCCCCCAGCCCCCCCCAGCCCCUCCCUCCCCCUACCAGGAGCAGCCCUGGGAGUACCUGGAGAGCGAAGAGUACCACCUGCUCUACGGCGCCAGCCCGGUCUGGCUUGGCUACCGCCGCAACCACAAGGGAGCCGUCCCCCCCCAGCGCACACGCAAGGCCUGCCUGCGCAGGGGCAAGCGCGUGGGGAACCCCUGCCCCAUCUGCCGGGACCCCAACCUGCACGUCCACUUCCGGAAUGUGAAGCUGCUGGAUCAAUUCAUCUGCCCCCAUUCAGGAGUCAUCCUGCACCCCACACAUACAGGGGUCUGCAUGAAGCAGCACAAGCUCCUGACCAAGGCCAUCGAGCAGGCCCAGGACCACGGUCUCCUCUGGCUGCAGGUGCCCUAUGUGCCAGUCCCCCGCGAGGACUUCUCCAACCAGCACCCUGCCAUCGGCAGGACCCCCCCGGCGCCUGCCCUGGCCCCCGGCAGCUACUGGUACCCCUGGUACGAGUGGCAGCAGCCCCCGGCCGCCGCUGUCGCCCGGCUCCGGCGCCUUUACAAGGGUUUCCUGAAGGAAGAAGCCCGCCCCGACGCCCCUCCGGCUCCCAGCGCUGAGCCCAAGGGGGAAUAA